Haliotis rubra (blacklip abalone) is the source of this 813-nucleotide messenger RNA. RefSeq lists its product as uncharacterized. The record is from RefSeq and is a predicted model, not a curated record. Lineage: Eukaryota; Metazoa; Mollusca; Gastropoda; Lepetellida; Haliotidae. Gene Ontology annotation, molecular function: nucleic acid binding.
AUGCAUUAUUCUGAGCUUCAAGCACAAGUUCCACAUGUGCAUGAAAUCAAUGACACGGGAUCCUAUCUCGGCUGUAGAUCUAUGAGAGCACGUCUCUUGUCCUCGUAUGGUCUUUCUGUACCAAGGAACGAUACAGUGCUAAGACUGCAGCACACACUUGACCCUGAAGGCGUGGACAUGCGUUCGUCUCACCGUUUGACAAGAAGACUGUACCGAAAUAGUGGUCCUAUCCUCAUACAUAUCGAUGGUUAUGAUAAAUUGAAACCAUUUGGAUUUGCAAUACACGGAGCCAUCUGUGGGUACUCCAGAAAGGUUGUGUGGCUGAAUGUGUCGGAAACAAACAAUAAUCCAUACGUGGUAGCUUCGUACUUUGUCAACUUCAUUGACGCUAUGCAAGGGGUACCAAGAUGCAUACGUAUGGAUGGCGGAACAGAAAAUACAUGUAUUGAGGAUAUACAGAAAGCCUUUCGAUGGAUGCACGAGGACGACAUGGCCGCAGACAAGAGUGCCAUUAUUGCUGGAUCAAAAUCAAACCAGAGGAUCGAACGAUGGUGGAGGUCAAUGAAAGAAAGCGGAGUAGGAUAUUGGAUUGAUCUCUUCAAGGAUUUACAAACUGGAAACUCACUCAGUUUUACCAAUCAGUUAGAAAGGUAUAAAAAUAAUGUAUUCAAAGUGAAAUUGAAGUAUGCUGAUCUUGGUCGCCUGGUGAGAAAUAGCCUUUUAGCACGUGGUAUAAUAUCAAUAGUGCAAUGGAUUUUGUACAGGAAACAAUAUGUCACAUGCUGUACAACCUUGCUGUUAAAAUAUAAGUAA